AAGAUAUCUUUGAGCGUGCGCGGGUUAAACAAAUGUCAAUAAAAAACUCAAAGGAGUCAGCUGUUUACGUAAAUCAGAUAGAUGGCUAUUGGCGCUUUUCCCGCCGCUAAAUUAGGUGUUUUGGCCAUAAAACAGAUAAGCAAACCUAUAGCUAACGUAAUUAAAAGUAAUGCCAAGCAGAGUCCUAUAUUUCGCAAAUAUGUUUGUAUGCCACCGGCUCAGUUAUACAAUUGGGUUGAAGUCAAAACGAAAAUGUGGGCGCUGAAUUUGGGCAAACCCGUAGCUGUACCGCCGCUAAACGAGGCUAUGGCCAUUGAGUUGGGCGCCAAUUUGCUUGGCGAAGCCAUUAUUUUUGUGAUUGGUGCAGCAGUACUUAUAUUCGAAUAUACGCGUCAAUCUAACAAUGAAUCGAAAAAGCAAGAAACAAUUCGGCAUGAAAAAGCCGAAUUAGCAAUAACACUGGCUGAAAUGGGCUUCCGUUUAGAACGCCAAGAUGCACAAAUUAGGGAAAUGACGCGGGCGUUGGCAGAUUUAGAAUCACGUAAUAUAUUCAAAUGGACUCGUGAAACAAUAGCUGAAUACCAGCCUUUCAAUCCAAAUACACCCGAUCAAACCAAUACCGUUGUUAAAGACUUCGUUGGUGAUUAUGAUCCGAAUGGUGGCCUGCUGUACAGAGCAUUAAAUUUUUUAGAGACGCAUGUUUUUGUUGAUGGACGUAAGAGCAAAGAAACCACUCUACUUUUACCUGUAAGCAAUAACUUGGACAUCGAACCGUAUGUACAUGUGGAAAGUGAAGCGGUGCAAAAAAAUGUUACAACAAAACAAAGAGCGUGAAUUACUCCAGUUGAAUAAUGAGCUAGCCAAGUUGGAAUAUGCGAUCAAAACGGCUACAAAACAAAAAUAAAACAUCCGUUCUACAGUGUAAUUAUAAGUUUUUUACGUAUUUGUAAUCUUAUUUAACAAGUCUAUUACAAUUACUCGUUGAUCAAAUGAUGUAAACGUACAAGUUUUAUUUUCUAUCCUGCCUGAGGAUUUAAUUUGCAUUUGCGCUUAAAAUGUGAUUCUUUGUAUUCGAGCAAACUUAGUUCAGUACUGCAGAUCCAUAUUUAUAUGUAGGUUUCAUACAUUCUGGUUGUAAAUAUUGCUUAUUUUGUAGGACCCAAAAGUGUUUUAAUGCUUGAAAUUUGAAUAAAAAGUGGUAAUAAAAAUA
This is a messenger RNA of Bactrocera oleae (olive fruit fly), 1210 nucleotides long. RefSeq names its product putative OPA3-like protein CG13603. Gene Ontology annotation, cellular component: mitochondrion. Lineage: Eukaryota; Metazoa; Arthropoda; Insecta; Diptera; Tephritidae. The record is from RefSeq and is a predicted model, not a curated record. Gene Ontology annotation, biological process: regulation of lipid metabolic process.